Messenger RNA from Schistosoma haematobium, 8514 nucleotides. RefSeq names its product E3 ubiquitin-protein ligase arih2. Bases 1854 to 2156 code for a protein of 100 amino acids. Gene Ontology annotation, biological process: protein polyubiquitination; positive regulation of proteasomal ubiquitin-dependent protein catabolic process; ubiquitin-dependent protein catabolic process. Gene Ontology annotation, cellular component: ubiquitin ligase complex; cytoplasm. NCBI's taxonomy places the organism in Eukaryota, Metazoa, Platyhelminthes, Trematoda, Strigeidida, Schistosomatidae. The transcript is spliced from 3 exons. The record is from RefSeq and is a predicted model, not a curated record. Gene Ontology annotation, molecular function: ubiquitin conjugating enzyme binding; ubiquitin protein ligase activity; zinc ion binding.
UCUUGUCUCUCUGCUGUCAGACCUUCUGUUCACGACUAGCAUCAUAUACUACUUAUGUCAAUAUAAGUAGCACACACCACAGUAUGGCAACUCGAACUGAUGUACGUACGUACGAAGUUCUACGUUGUUGCUGACUGACUGACCUUUGGUUAACAGAUGGACAUCUGGUCUACGUUACCUUUGACUCAAAUCGGUAAAAGGUAACCGAGUCUUCUGAAUCUGUCAAGAUUUCAUUAGACACCAACAUGUCAGGGUUGGUGAGACUUUUGAAACAAGUAAAGUGGUUGAUGUUUUCAACUAUUUCAUUCCCUAUUAUUAGUUCAGGCGUUGAUACAAACCAGUCUUCAGGCAAUAUUUAGGAGGGCAAACCGAUACCGAACUGAUAAAUCUUCUGUUUAAAUGCUUCAAUAGGUUUCUCAAGCUUUUCUUACCCCCAGGCUAAAUCUACACGACCGGCCAAACCAAAACGUGGCAUCAGUGCUUGAAGACACUAACUUCUGGUCUGAGCCAUGUUGGUAGAUGCAGACUACUUGGUCGGGGUCCACGUGACUAUCGUAACCAAUGGUUGGAGACUCUUGGUGACAUGGCUCAGGAUCGAUCACGAUGGCGUAGGUGUAUACACUCUGUCUUCUCUUAAACUAAGAGAAUAAAAUCGUUUCAUAUCUUUCUUUUUAUCUACUAAGUCUUUCUUCCUGUACUUUGUCGUGAUAUGCAAUCUUUCUUUUAUAUAUUACCACCUCUGCAUUAACUACUUUUAUGAAUCCGAUGUUCAUCUUGCUGUGCCAAUGCGGUAUGACAACUUGGACCGAUGCAUAUAUAUGCCUGGUCCUACGUUGUAGCUAGCUAACUGACUGACUGUUGAACAGGACAAAAGAGGCGCGAGAUGUGGAAAGAACGCUUUACUUCAAUUUUCAUUUAUUUACGAAAAAUCGAGGGUAUUUAUAUCCUUUCAGACGGCCUUAGACUUCUGGAAGGUUCUGGAACCAUACUAAACAUAGUAACAGGGUAGGUAAUCAUCCAAUCAAAAAUAUGACACGUAACUUCUUUUUCCAUGUGUUUCUGAGAAACUUACUCGACGCUGGUUAGAUAAAAUAUUUCCCAGCGUUUUCAGAGCCUCUCCGAACUUUUUUCGAGGAAUAUUCUGGAUCUCCCCAACAUUAACAUACAUUGUUGCUCAAUACGAUCAGAUUUUGUAUUUUGUCAGCAUCUUCACACAGUAUAACUGUCGUUUGCGUAUUCCAAGUUGGCUAGUCAGUUUUUUGGUAGAACAAUUCCCUGAGACAAUGUCCAUGAUGAGGUUGAAUAAGAAUGGAGAGAGCGGACUACCCUGACGAACACUCAGGGUUGACUAUUCUGAUGAGAGUUCAUUGCAAGGUUCAACUCGGCCAGUAGUGACUGAUUAUGGCCUGUACAAAUUUGAUGUAAUUUGGUAUCCUUUUUAGCGAUAGGCGUUACUACAGAACUUCUCGAUCAACACGCGAUCGUACCUGCUACCUUGAUGUGGUGGUAAGGCUUGCCUAUCAUGAUGGCUUAACCGAACUAUAUUGGCUAAAACACAUUUUCAUUUGGGCCCUACCAUGUUAGGCAGGUCGGUUGAAGAACGGUGAAACUAAAAGCACCAUCCGAAGGCUCGAGGACGAUGUACUACUGGCUGUACAGAUGUGUGGCGGCAGUAAGGUGUCUUCCUCGAACAACCAUCACCUGCAUCGAUUCUCCCUUCUCACAACAGAAGGAAGGGGUUCGAAAAAAUUUGCCCUGAAAAUGUCACACCUCACCUUACCCGGCGGAUUCUUGUCUCUAACGGUAAAGCCUGCAGGAGAUUGUGGCAGUUUUUGUCAUUGAAAGGUGUAGCAAUGAAGUACAUUAACAUUGUACAGGCUCUCUACUCGAACAAUUCCUGUCCGGCCAGAGCUUAUGGAGAACUGCCAUCGCAAUUGGUUACUUUAAGUACUGUUUGUCAUGGUUGUCCACUUCCUCCAUUUUUAUUUAACCUUGUCAUAGACAUGCUUUUGGAGAUGACACUUCCGUCGUCUGACUUUUCAGGGAUUGUUCGUCUACCAGGAGGUUCACUUGUUGAUUUCGAAUACGCGGAUGAUGUAUUUCUCUUUGGUGAAGACGCUGACAAAAUGCAAUCUCCUGAUCGCCUCCAGCAAUAAAACGGCUGUUUCAAAUGUAAAAUGUUACUUCAGGAUUGGCUUGCAUCAUCGCCUGAAUUAGUGAUAGGGAGCGAAGUAAUUGAAAGCAUCUGACGCCUCACUUAUUUUGAGAGUCUCAUCAAUGCCAAUAGUUUGGUGUCUGACGGAAUCUCAGCGCGGAUUCAGAAAGCUCUAUUGGCUUUUGCCAACUUGCGUCACUUGUGGCGUACAGGAGAUAUCUGUCUUCCAACCAUAGGGUGAGUUUACCGCGCAGCCGUUCGCUCCAUCCUCCUUUAUGGAUGUGAAACAUGGCCAUUAAGAGUAGGGGAUAUUUGUAUGUUUCUGGUAUUCGAUAAUAGGUGUCUUCAAGGCAUUGUUCAUACAUUUUGGGAUCACGGAGUAAGAAGUGUCUGGGUUAGGAAUAGAGUAAUAGGUAAGGAUGGUUAGACGAUUGAUGAGAUAGGUAGUAAAUCAUCAUCAACUGAUGUGGUUGGGAAAUGUGUUAUGGUGUGUGCUACUUAUGUUGACAGACAUAGACUUAGCCAUAUUAAUAGGUACGGACCACUAGGUCGGGGUCCGCGUAUUUGCUGUAACCAAUGGGUUGAGACUUUGAGUGGCAUAGCUCGAAAUCAUUUGCACUGGCGCAGGUGCAUCCACUCCUUGCCUUUCCGCAGAUCAUGAGAUUCUAAAUUCCUCACAACUUUUUUUAUUUCGCCAGUUUAUAUUUUCUUUUUGAGUUGCAUCGCCGAUGCUUAAUAUUUCUUCUUACCACUGAUAUUGCUGCUACUCCUGCUAUUUUGGGAUUUGGUCUGAUAACUUCAUCUCGUGCUAAUGGGAUAUGGCAACUUGGACCGAUAUACAUACGUACAGGUUCUACGUUGUGACUGGCUGACUCGAUCAACAGUCAAACUCUGCCACAAGGUCGAAUUUGGAAAAGUAUAUCUGUGUUCUGAGACCUAAUGAAGAGUGAAGAUUCGGACGAUACAUCCACAUUCAGAUCUGAAACCAGCCUGGUUUUCUUGAGUUUACUCUACACAAGCCUUACUUUAGUGUCCGAUGAUUAUUGAAGCAAAUAUUUUGUGUACUAUAUUAGUUAAACUGAUUCCUCUACGGUUACCACAAAGGGUUAUUUCUCCUUUCUUAUAUAUCGGGACAACCAGUGAUGGAAACUAAUCAGAUAGGAUUACGUCUAGUUUCCAGGUUUUAGCUAAGAUUUCAGGUAAUCUAACUGCAAAAACUGGAUCACCAUACUUAAAGUACUUCGAGGUUAAUUCUUCAGGACUUUCUGCUGUCCUUAGUGUUAGAUUAGCUAUAAACUUUUCAACUUCAUUAAGGAAAGAAGAGUUUAUUUCAAUCUCAUCCCGAUUGUUUUAGAAUGGUGGGUAACCUGCUAUUAAUACUCCAGGAGAGCCUGUUCUACUUUUAGACCUACUGCUAUGCUUACGCCUGCGAUGCGACAAGAAAUGGAAGUCAAAUCCUCAGAAAUAUGGUGUAUAGAUUUGGCUGGUUCUAUGUAUUAAUUAGGUGAGUUCAAGUGAAUAAUCGUACUUGGAUCAUGUGUGCAUCUUUUGGAGAUAACAUAUCGAUAGGACGAGAUUAUGGAGCACUAGCCAAGGAAGCCUAUUGGUCUAUCUGACACAAGGCUUGAACGUUGGACACUCCAAAAUAUAAUUUGUAGUGCAGUUUCAGGAGACGAGGAAUAACAUCUCUUGAACUCAUCUCCUUAACACUGGUGGUACAUGGCGGUAAAGUAAUAGGGGAAGGGUUAAUAACGGGAAUAGGAGAAGUACUGAGAAAUAAUGAAGUGAUUUUUUCGUGAACAAGGUGAUCUCGAGUGCGGUUAAAAGUAUUAGGGUGGUUAUCACUUCCCUGUUGACUUCACCAUGGAAGGAUGGUUUAUAUUUUCAGGACGUGAAAAUGAAACUGAAUUAGUAGUGGUCUUAGUGAUCUAGGAGCGUAACAGAGCCCAAGGUACAACUGCUUAAGGCCGAUCGAGGGCGAACUUUUUGCAGAUUUUUGGUUAUAUCAGCUCCGUCAUUGAAAAAGGCUUUACUAUCGGAGAUAAAAAAUUCAUUGGAUUAAAUGAAGUAUGACGUAUUUAGGGUCAAUCUUUUCCAACCCUUCCAUUGCAAGGAGGCAGCAGAUGGGGAUGCUGGUUAUCUGUAGGGACUUCCUUACUGCCUUCAUACUUCCAUAUAGUCCGCAGUACGACUUCUCCCUCGGAACUUGGGUUACCGCCUCCUCCACUAAACUACUUGAUGUGGUAGGACCUAAAGAAAUAGAUGUUCUAGUCAAUGUAGCUUGACUGGGUCAGUGCUGUAGGUUAGUCUGAACAUCACGCCAAGGUAACAGCUACAAUCCGGAUUUUCUGGUUAUCAUAACUACAAACUGCAUAGGACGUUUAGCUUUUCGUUGUAGUUAUAAAUACAAGUCAUCGAGCUUGCAGUACUACAAACCAAUGCUUAUUCAUUUUAUUUAGAUUUCUAAUUUUCAGGUUGAAUGACUUAACGUUUCGUUUUUCUCAAUGAUUUUAGAGUCAUCCAUCAUUACGUUUUUGUGUCGGUUUGAGUUGUCCUGUUUUGAUUUGUGCGCUUGAAGAACCAAAAGCACGGCGUGUUCAGUGCGAGCGGUGCCAUGCAGAGUUCUGUUUUAUGUGCUCGGAAGCGUAUCAUGCUCCAACUAGUUGUGCAACUCUAAAGCACUGGCUUGUUAAGUGUCGAGAUGAUUCAGGAACAGCAAAUUAUAUGACAGCUCAUACAAAAGAUUGUCCAUCGUGUCAUGUGUGUAUCGAGAAAAAUGAAGGUUGCAAUCAUAUGAAAUGCUCAAUUUGUCACUACGAAUUCUGCUGGGUGUGUUUAGGCGUUUGGAAAUCACACGAUGCAGAAUACUACUUUUGCAGCAAAUAUCAAGAGAAUCCAGAUUCUGCAAAAGAAUCCGUACGAACGCGUGCACGUGAAUCUCUGGAACGCUAUAUGUUUUAUUAUGAACGAGUAAGUUCGUUUGUGCAGUUUUUUUUAAAAAUUAGAUCCUUUAUGUUGCCUUUUUGUGUGUACAUUUUAGAUACACUAACUGUAUUAAUAUCUAGGCUUGUACAAUAUAUUUGUUUGUUUGUCUCUGUAAAUAAAACUUUUAAAUAACAUUAUCGACUUAGAUGUACUUAUUUAUUGAAUAGUUUUCAAUAUCUAUUUAUGUGUCUAUUGUACUUUUGGUAGCCCUGGAUUAUCUGACUCUAAUUGGAUUGUUUCUGAUUGCUAUCGAAAUACACAUGUCAUCAUCAUCAACUCAAAUCGCGUUGGUGAUUAACGGAAUCAGAUAAGUCAAAUACGAGAAUGAGGUUUGAAUACGUAUAUUUCAUACAAUCGUUGAUCGGAAAGUGAAGCAAAGCGAAAUGACGCGCGAUGAAUGCGAGUGACCCAACUUCAUUUAAUCCAGCGUUAAUCGAUAUAGUCAGACAAAAAUAAGUUACAGAGAUGUGGUGAGUAAGAUAUGAAGUGCACACACGCUUACAUAAAAAGUAGUCAAGGUUGAUAAACGAAUAAGUGAUAGGGUAAAAAUGUGGCUUACGAAGAAUGAAUAGAUUGAUCUGUCCAGAGGGUAGAAUAAUCUGUGUGAGCUUGACACAGUAUCAUCCCCUACAUACUAACAUUAUUUGCAUGAAAGUGGUAUAAGUAGUAGUGAUAAUAAUAAAAACAGUGGAAAUGUUGUUUUUCAAAUUCUAACAGACCAAAGCUUUAAGAAAAUGUCAUAAAAAUCUUACUCCGUUUAUAUCCGCUGUUGUGUGUAAACAGUUUGAAAUAUUUCUGAAUUCCUGGUACAUCUCAGUUAAUUCAGUUUGAGAAAUCGCCAUAGUCAUUCUCUUUAUAAUAAUCAAUUUCACGAUAACUAGUCCUUGUUGUUGACUUUAUUUAAUCUAUGAUGUUCCAAUCAUGGCCAUUUAAACUAAAGGAGGGGAGGUUAACUAAUUAGUUGGCUUUCUGCAACUUGUUUAACACUUUGGUGAAAUGUCAUUAUACAAUAUUUUAGAAAAUAGUUUCUAAACUGAUUAUCACAUGUUUCAAAGUUUAGUCCAACUAGUUCACCUUAGUCACUCUGUUGUAAGGUAUGUUCUUGAUUUUUCAUGGUUAGAGACUUCGGUUGACAUGGCUCAGAAUCGUUCUCAAUGGCCCAGAUGCCCUCAAUCUUUGUCUUCUCUUAGAUCAUAAGUUUAUAGAUUUCUCACAUACUUUUUAAAUCUCAUUAAUUCAUAUUUUUCUGAAUUGUAUCUUUGACGCCUAAUCUUUUCAAUCAUUACUCAUACUGUUACUACCUCUACCAUUCUGGUAUUUGUCGUGAAAAUUUCUUCUCUCUGUGCUAAUCUGAUAUGGGAACUUUAACCGACGUACACAUGUGGCAGGUUCUACGUUGUUUUUGACUAACUUUCUUGGUUUUUACUGAUAUUUGAUAAUUAUGAGUAAUGACAAAAAGAAUAAAAUCGAGGUCUAAAGUCAGCUGAAAAAUCACUGUAACCUAGGAGACAUCAGGCAGAUGGACUCUCCAACAAGGUUCUCUCACGAACCCACUCUCAUUUGUCAAAUGGAUAGUUGUUAGGAGUGUGUUAAGCCUAAUCGAAGCGUAUAUACGUACGAAGUAGUAAGAUGCUGCUUCUCAUGUCAGGUUCAGCUAAUUAUCAUUGUUCCUGUCAUAUAUUAUUUCGUGAUUUUAAUCUUAUUUAGCAGGAAGCAAGAAACCAGUAGCUCUUAGAUUUUGUGCUAAUUAGCAUUCUGUAGCAUGUAUAUCUAGAAUUUUAAACAACUGAUAUUUCUCGUAAGAUUCUUUUUCAUUAAAUAACUUCCUAUCUGCCACUCAUAAGUUAUAAUGUAGUCGUUUUGAAAGUAAUCGUAAAUCGUUGAUCAUACUCGACUGCUUUUUUUUCUGAAAUCAGAUUAACUAUAUUAGUAAAUUAGUUGUCUGAUAAAAACGAUUUCAGCUAAACUAAUUACUAACCAGUAGUAAAUAUUUUAAAACUGACCUUUCCAAUUUAGUUUACUUAUCGAUCUAAAUUUUACUUAUUGUCGUGAUCAUUUCCGGAAAUGUAAUAACAUUCAUUUUAAAUCAAAUGUAUUCAUAAAUCUCCAUUUCGAUUCACUGGACACCAAUGCCUUCAUUAAUUUGUUUUUGAUAAUUCCGAUUUUAUUUCUCAACUGUUUAUUCUAUAUGAUAGUGGGAAAAUCAUGAACGUAGUCUACGAUUAGAACAUGAUCAACGAGCACGUAUUCAAACGCGUAUUAAUGAAAAAGUUUUGAAAAAAGAAGGUACAUGGAUUGAUUGGCAAUAUUUGUUACUUGCUGCAGAUACAUUAAGAAAUUGUCGAUAUACUUUAAAGUAUACUUAUCCUCAUGCAUUUUAUGGUGAAAAAUUGGAACGUAAAGAGUUAUUUGAAUAUCAGCAAGCUUUAUUAGAAGCGGAAGUAGAAGAUUUAUCAUGGAAAAUAGAACAUGCUGAAAUAACAGAUCGAGCAGAUUUACAAAAUAAAAUGGAUAUUUGUGAGAAGCAUCGUUUAACUUUGUUACAAGAAUUUCUAACUAAUUAAAUCAUGUUCUCAUUUCUUUUGUUUUUUUUUCUAACUCAGAAAAACUAUUUAUUUAUUAUUUUUUGUGUUAGUGAUCUAUAAGAUUUCAUUUACCUUCAUCUCUUUUUUCUUCUGUUACUUACUUAUCGACUUACUUAGACAAAACAAUGACACACAAUAACGGUGUUAACGACUACAUAGCAUCGUUUUUUUUGUUUAAAAUUUUAGUCUUAUCCUUUUAAUUACACCCAGUCACUCUUCUGUUAAUGUUUCUAGAACAAUAUUCAUUAGUCUUCAUGACAGUGUCCUUUCUCUACUUAUCUUCACUGUUGAGUGCAAAUAGACUCAUUGAAACACAUUGAAUCUUGGCUUCUGAUUUCAUUGUGUGUGCUAUUUGCCAAUUUUGUCUAUGUCUUUGUCUUUUAUUAUAAAUGAUAAUUUAUCCUUUACCAGCUUUGCUGACUGUGUCAUUCUAAUCAUUAACUUUGAUUAUUCUUUUAAGAUCUACUUAUUGUAAAUCUUGCUCUUUGAUAUCCGUUCAUCACAUUCUUUCGUAUAAAUAUUUGGGUAAUCGUUAUAGUGCUUUUUUGUAGCCUUUAUAUUUCGUUAAGAUAAGUCACCAUCUAUUUGUUUUAGGGAUGAUUUGUCCUAAUUUGUGCUGGAUAACUAUCGAGUUUUGUUCAUGGUAUCUUCCUAUUUUAGUGAUAAACUGUGAUUCACAAAGUUAUUGCAAAAUGAAUGGAGUUCCUAGUCGUCACUUAGAUUUUCGAUAAAGAUUUUUUAUCUCAUAUGAAUACGUUAUAGACUGUAUCAAUAUGUACAAUUGCCGCG